GUUGGCAGCUGCCCUUGGUGCACGAGAGCUUGUGCCGCCGAGUUGGGCCGUAGAGCAAGGAGCUCGCGCUUGUAGCCUUUUCCUGCGGUACGACACAAUGGCGGUGCGCGCGUCGGGACCACGACUUCAUAGUUCUGUGUGUUCGAUUGUAUUAUGCUUUGAAUCUUGUGUUAUGAUUUUGCCGAUGGGGAACGCGUAAGGGUAGUGCCGAAAUGCCGUUGGCGAAACAGCGACAGAACUCUUGCUCUGCACCUGGUUGCAAAACGGGUCUCAUCCGAGUAAAAGGAGUGAAAACGGCGUCCCUUUUCGGCGUUCCAAAGGACAGAGCUAAAAGAGAUCUUUGGGAGAAAAAUCUGCAGCGAUCAGACAAGGGUCUUGAAGAAACAAGCGCCGUCUGCGAGCUGCACUUCGAGCCCCGCUUCAUCCUUCGAGACUACGUCCACAUCAUCGGCGGAAAGGAAGUGAGGAUCCCUCGUGGACACCCAGCGCUUACGCCAGACGCGGUACCGACUCUGCUGCCAAGUGUACCCCAGGACCUGGGUGAUGACCUUCCCGCAGGACGAGAGGAAAGGAAGCAGAGGGCAAGUUCACCAGAGCCCAUCGUUGCAGAGCGUUCGGGGCUCGCUCGGAAAACUGACCCGUUGUCACCAGUGGUGAACAGCGAAGCUCCUGCCGUGACCCCACAAGGCAUCGAUCGCGACGCACUAGACUCUCUGAAUGUGCCAACUCCUUACUGGGCUGUUCACAAGUUUUGCAACUUCGACGGUGUGGCUUAUUUGAAGACUGUUCUCGAGCCAAAAUCUAACAAGAUCAGCAUCGAAAGGGCGGUGUUCUUUUGUUCGGACAACUUACCCGAUGUGGUAUGCCAAGUAUACCUUCAGGGCCACUUCGUAGAUGACACUGCCGUGAGAACCACUCACGAAGCUGAAGAGGCACUUCGACGGGCUGCAUCUCUCCCUCUUUGCGUUGGGGCACUUUCAAGUACAGAAAUAUCAACAACGGACCUCACCGAGGGACUUCAAAGGAAGCUUUGCAACCAGGAGGACGUCAUCUACAGCAAUGAGUGCAGCGGAAGGGGAAUAACACGAGACGGACGUUGCCUUCAAUGCAGGUAUCUGCGCAAGGUUCUCCUGACUAGGAAAUCCUGGUUGUCGAGGAAGAAACCCUGCAAGACCAAGACUCCCGCCCAAAAGCUACGAGCAUCAUUACAGAGAAGCAUGCGUCUGAAAAGGAAGCUGUGCAGUUCAUGUACUUGGCAAUGGGAUGCAAAGGAGAUACGUUAGGCUGGUGCACUGUGACGCAUUACACAGCAUGGGUAUGUGAUGCAAGGGAGAUAUUCCAGAUUGGUGCACCGUCAUGCAGUCCAAAGCAUAGAUGGUCAUGUGAUGCAAGGGAACGAUGCUAGGUUGGCGCACCGCAACGAAAUGCUUAGCAUGGGAAUGAAAUGCAGGGAAAUGAUUCUU
Messenger RNA from Ixodes scapularis (black-legged tick), 1463 nucleotides. RefSeq lists its product as uncharacterized. The coding region runs from base 213 to 1283 and encodes 356 amino acids. The record is from RefSeq and is a predicted model, not a curated record. Lineage: Eukaryota; Metazoa; Arthropoda; Arachnida; Ixodida; Ixodidae. The transcript has 2 exons. Gene Ontology annotation, molecular function: sequence-specific DNA binding.